This is a messenger RNA of Lithohypha guttulata, 1449 nucleotides long. RefSeq lists its product as uncharacterized. NCBI's taxonomy places the organism in Eukaryota, Fungi, Ascomycota, Eurotiomycetes, Chaetothyriales, Trichomeriaceae. The record is from RefSeq and is a predicted model, not a curated record. The transcript is spliced from 2 exons. The coding region runs from base 1 to 1449 and encodes 482 amino acids.
AUGGCACCACAGGGCCGAACCAACCUAAUGAAUCUACCAGAAGAACUUCUAUCUCAGAUCGCAGGUCAAGUUCUGUACGACGGAUUUAACCACAAGACGAGACUUGGCCAAGAGCCUAAUUACCGAGAACUCUUCCGGGACCUUCGCUUGGUAAACAGACAUAUGAGAGUGACUACUGACUACGAGCUCAAGGAGCGUGUGCCGUGGUGCUUAAUCGAAAUCAAACACCCUCGAUCCAGCUCUCGGCACGCAAAUAUGUGGAGAACCACCUAUACACAGAAUCAGUAUCUGAUGCUGUUACAGACUGACCAAGAACCACCUUAUCCUCCAUGUAUCCACGUCAAAUUAGAGUACACGUCAGCGUUGAAUGACAAGCAAGAGACUGUCAGUCGCAGAUAUCUGGUGUGUCUCACCUCACUUAGCAUUCUCGCUUUUUGGAUCGACGUCAAAGCUACUUUCGUCGACAAGAUGCAUCUUACGCUUGUCCACAAGCCUGCUGCGCGAUCCACGCAAGAGGAGUUCGUCAGGUUAGGAUGUCUGCUGGGCCGGGAUCUUCCAAAUUUCACAAGCUGCCCACCACUGAUAGGACCCGGAAGCCUUACCUCAAGUCUGCAGAGACCAAUCUACGACAAUCCUGGCGACACAAUGAUGCGGUCGCUCUACCUCCGCCCUAUCUUGGAAUACUUCAGCCAAGCUAAAAAGCGUGGUAAUUAUCACGAGAUGCUUGCCUGUCUAUCAAACACUGCCGCCUGGGAUACCAUUAUGGCUACCGACGAUCGUUGGGGUGGCUACGAUGUCCCCACGCAGAUACUACAAAGCUAUCUGCACACCCAGAUGAUACAAGCCCAGACAGCACUUGCCAUGGGAUCCAAGGGGGCCAAUAAAGUCAUGGUCGUGAAAUUACUUUUAAUGAGCCUCAAUCUUCGUGAUCGAGAUCUCGGUCGCGAGAUGGAAAAUUUGCCAACCAAAGCGCAGUUUUUACGAUACAUUGUCAAGGCCGAGGCAUACAUAGUCGCGGCACAUGGUCACGAAGACCUGCCACCGUCCAAAGAACUGCUCGAACGUGCAGAAGAAGCGCUGUUCUUCGCCGUGUGGUUGAAAGCCAUACCACAAAGUCUCAAACUCCUCACUUUCGUCCAGGGUCUUCUCUCACGCGACAACGAGGAGCAAAAGCACAAGAUGGACGUCUGGCUUCUGAGUCGAGACGGUGGUGUAAGCGCAAUUAAAAAUAUUCAUGGUCGAGCCUUGUGCUCCGCGCUAACGCGCAAUUACCCGUUGUGUCCUGAAGCGACGGAGCUUUGCACAGCUGAUUUUCUUGAGGAGCUACUGUCUCCAGGAAACGAUGUCGUGACUGGCACUGGGUAUUGCUUUGCCGAGAUCGUGCCAGAAGAAGCUGAUGUGUUGCUCGACCGUUACGAGCCUAUGAGCCAUUACUUCAGGGCACCGUAG